Serendipita indica DSM 11827 is the source of this 1308-nucleotide messenger RNA. NCBI's taxonomy places the organism in Eukaryota, Fungi, Basidiomycota, Agaricomycetes, Sebacinales, Serendipitaceae. The record is from the annotation of a GenBank genome assembly.
AUGAAGUCCAUUGCUCUCUGCGUCGUUUCACUCCUUUCCCUCGUGCCAUUCGUGGUCGGGGUCAGCGAAUGGGGUCAGUGCGGAGGUCGUAAUUACUCUGGAAGCACAUCAUGCGAUUCUGGCCUCACUUGCGUUUACAUAAACGAGUGGUAUUCGCAAUGCGUUAAAGCUACUGCGACGGCUCCUCCACCUUCGAGCACUUCAUCCAUCGGCUCCUGUGGUCUCCCCAGCCAAAGCUCGAGUAGUCAAAGUUCAAGCACAUCAGUUCCUACCGGAUUUGUUAAGACUGAUGGACAGAGGUUCGUUCUAAAUGGUCAAAGGUUCAAUCCAGUUGGGACCAACGCCUACUGGCUCGCUCAACUUGGCUCUACGUCACUCAUUCAGCAGGCUCUUGCCGAAAUUGCUCAAGCGGGUUCAAAUGUCCUUCGAGUCUGGGGAUGGAACGAUGUCACAAGUCCAUCUGGCACGUACUAUCAGCUUUGGAAUGGUGCUACUCCUACUAUCAACUAUGGAGCAGAUGGUCUCCAGAAGUUUGAUACCGUCGUUGCGUCUGCCAAGGCAGCUGGUAUCCGGCUCGUCGUCCCUCUGACCAACAAUUGGCAAGACUAUGGUGGGAUGGACCGUUACAUUUCACAGAUAGCCGGCGGCGGGCAGCACAGUCUCUUCUAUACCAACACUGCCAUCAAGAACGCGUACAAGAACUAUGUCAAUGCGUUUGUUACUCGCUACAAAAACGAGCCCACUAUUUUUAGCUGGGAGCUUGCGAACGAGUCCAGAUGCAACGGAUGUAGUACCUCGGUUAUCACCGCAUGGGCCAAGGAAAUGUCCGCGUACAUCAAGUCUAUAGAUCCGAACCAUAUGGUCGCCCUUGGAGACGAGGGAUUUUUUAAUCAACCGGGCAGCUCUUCAUAUCCUUACCAGGGUGGAGAGGGUGUUGAUUUUACCGCUAAUAUGGCCAUUUUGACCCUUGACUACGGAACCUUCCACAUGUAUCCAACUGGAUGGGGAAUCACUUCUGGCUACCAAGCAUGGGGUGUCCAAUGGAUUAAUGACCACGCCGCCGUUCAAAAAUCGGUGAAUAAGCCAGUCAUCAUUGAGGAAUAUGGGGUUACGAGUUCUGAUCGCCCGUCGGUGUAUGCCGCCUGGUGGAAAGCCGUUGAAACUUCUGGUCUGGCGGGCGACCAAUAUUGGCAAGCUGCGACGACAGCCAGCGGUAGUGGAUACAAUGAUGGAUAUGGCAUCUCGACUACCGACUCGGUUUUCCCUGCCUUGAAGUCACAUUUUGCUACUCUUAAAGCUCGUAGCUAA